Molecule: messenger RNA, 2124 nt
Organism: Xylaria bambusicola
Lineage: Eukaryota; Fungi; Ascomycota; Sordariomycetes; Xylariales; Xylariaceae
Product: S-adenosyl-L-methionine-dependent methyltransferase
Exons: 2
Coding region: 552-1838 (428 amino acids)
Biological process (GO): methylation
Cellular component (GO): mitochondrion
Molecular function (GO): methyltransferase activity; nucleic acid binding
Source: RefSeq, a predicted model, not a curated record
AGAAGCUGAACACCCCUGAAAACGAUAUCCGCAAGGCUACCAAAGUCUUCGUUAUGAAAGGGGGCAAAGGCGUUAAUUAUCUACUGCCAAAAGGGUCUAAAAUAUAGACAGACUGUCAUCUAGACCGUAGAAUGUCAACGCUACAUGUAACUAUAUCUGUAUAGAUGUCAAUACCCCGAAUUGUAUAAAAAUGGUAUUAUAAAUGGGUUUCGCUGCUCAAACCGUAUUUUGUCUUUUCUUCCCUCUUCAUCUCCCACCCCACCCCAUCGCGAAGAUUGCAAACCAAAGUACAUAGCCAAUCCUAGAGUCUGGCACCGAUGUCUACUUUGGCCCUGAGAACUACUGCCUACCUUUUUGCCCCGCACAUAUCUUUUAAGAAUCGGAAGAUAAACUGUGUGUGAUGGUUUUGUAUCCGAGUUCUCUACAGAUGUUCUCCUCCACACUCUAAUGUGGAGCCUGUGCCGUGCGGGAGCUACCCAGCUUUAAUUGCAGAGGAUUUUGGACUGGUAAGCAAUUAAUCGAUUGAUCACCCAAAGGAUCAAAAGUCGAAAAUGCCGCGCCUGGAGCCGUCGCUCUUCCGGCGCGCCGGCAGAAUAUCCCCACAUCUCGCGACGCUUCUCCCGGCUUGCAGGACCAUAGAGUCGGCGCAAUUGGAGCUGCGAUGGAUCCGCCAACACGUAGCCGCUGCCUCAUAUCCGCGUCGAAACGGACGUGAUGCGCCCCCAACGCGCCGACACAGAGGUAGUGGUAGAUCUAGGCGGAAGAGGGGCGCCGAUGGCGGUGCGGCAGGGCCAGUGGAUGCCGUCGCCCGUCUCGUUGCGCGUCGCGGCGCCGGCGAGCCGCUGCAAUAUGUUCUCGGCUCGCAACCCUUCGCAGACCUCGACAUCCUCUGCGACAAGGGAGUGUUAAUCCCACGUCCUGAGACGGAAGCGUGGGUUUCCAAGCUUGCGGAUAUGGUGUUCUCUGCGCCGUUUUAUCGUCCCGAUAAGGAGGGGAAAGCAGUUGAGGAUUUGCGGGUUCUCGAUUUGUGCUCUGGGACCGGAUGUAUAGGCCUAUCGCUCUAUAUGUACGGUUUAAUGGAGCUGGGUCGAAGGCGACCGUUAAUGAUGAUGCAAGGAGCCCCGCCGUUGCGCGUUUUUGGGUUUGAUGUUGAACCGCGCGCGGUCCGUCUUGCGAAGAGGAAUCUGGCGCAUAAUUUCCAGGGAUCACAAUCUAGCUCAUUGAAUUAUGGGCUUUCUUUUGGGGAUAUGGUUAAAAAAGCUGUCACGUUUAGGCAAGCGGAUAUCUUUACCGAUGAGUGGAUGGCGUAUCUGGACGAGGGAGACGCAGUUCGAUACGAAGAUGAAGGAGAACAGACACGAAGAGUGGACAUUCUCGUCUCGAAUCCGCCAUAUAUCUCUCAGCGCGGAUUUCAGGUUGAUACAGGGCGCAGUGUGCGCAAUUACGAGCCGAAGAUUGCUCUUGUGCCAACUAAAUUACCCUUAACCACAAGCUGUGCGCCUGAGGACAUAUUCUACAAGCGCCUCCUUGAUAUCGCGGAUACGCUUCUUCCGCGCAUCGCCGUAUUCGAGGUCGGCGACAUGAAGCAGGCCAUCCGCGUAGUGGAGAUGGCUCUCGUACGCUCUAGAUCCCAACAACAUCUAGAAACGAACGGCACUGAACACAAGGAACAAGCAGCUUCCGGGUGGGAUGUCCUGGAGAUAUGGCGUGAUUCUCCAGACUCUCAGUUUUCAAACGACGAAGAACAACAAAUUAUAAAUGUAUGUGGUAGAGAGGUUCCUGUGCGAGGUAUGGGUCAUGGAAGGGUGGUUUUUCUUAUGAGGGUCGAAGAGUCGUAAGCCAACCCUGAUUUAGGGCCGUGAUCGUAAUAGGUUUCCCUGUCAAAAUCGAAAAUGUAUCAAUAGGGCGUGUAAUCUGGCUUGUAUCAGUGCACUUCACAAUCAAGCAAGGAUCUCCAGGCAUAAAGUCAUAAGUUCAAGUCGUUAGAUUUAUUCUAUCAGAAUCACGAACAUUUUGGACUCCUGUGUCAGGUGAUAUAGUCACAUAGACCCUAGGGGUGGCUGUAUUAGACCUACUGGCUAUAUAAAGGGGUGUUGGCCCCCCUUCGAGGGUUGGAGGGUUCAG